Messenger RNA from Rodentolepis nana, 1134 nucleotides. Lineage: Eukaryota; Metazoa; Platyhelminthes; Cestoda; Cyclophyllidea; Hymenolepididae. The record is from the annotation of a GenBank genome assembly.
AUGAGCGCUCAAGAUCAGUCGUACGAAGAAGAAGCAUUGCGUUCAAAAUACGCUCGGCUUGGUGUUGAAUUUAAGAAAUUAAGAGAAAGGCAUCGUGUUCUGAAAGAUAGCUGCAAAGAGUCAACUGAACGACUAACACAACUUGAAUCUAAACUCACAGAUCAAAGCAUUCAUAUGCGGAAUCUCGAACAUGAAAAAGAAAGCCUUAUCUUCCACAAUCAGCACCUUCUUGAACAAUCUGCUUUUCUUGAAAAGCAACUUGGAGCUGUAAAUCAAAAACAUGGUCGCUCAGCAUCUAAUGAGUAUUCAAUUGAUAAUCAAAUUCAUGACGACGCUCUCAAAGCCGCUAUGGCAGAAGUUAACAGACUCCAUGAGGAUUUGGUUGCGCAGUCCUCACAGUUCUUAGCAAGAAUAGCAGAACUGGAAUCGACGAAUUCCCAAUCCUCUGAACGACGGAGUGUUUCUGUGGCAGUUCAAACUCCUCUUCCUAAUUUAUCCCCAUUUACUCAAUCAUCUUCCUCCGUAGAUGCGGCAUCAUCUUCCCUUGAUGCCCUCUGCUUACAAGAUAUGGAAAGAGAUGCACCUCAAAUUAAAAAUAAUGGCUUCUCAGGUCUUUCUUCCUCUCUUCAUUAUCCACCACCACCACCACUUUCCGCCGUUGUUCAAGGUGAAAGCCUUCGAAAUCCUCAAACUCCAGACAUCAAAGAAAGCAUUUACACCACGAAAGCAACGCCAAAUUUGACUCAUUCAUUCACAGAGGUGUCCCCACGAAAGCAUUCCCUCCCCAUUGUUGGCUUAGCAGAUUCCAAAAGUACCCCCGACACGUUAUCUCAAAGGGAGAAGAUUCUCCUUGAGCGAAUAUCUCAACUAGAAAGCCAAUUAGCUGAGAUGUCGUUGAAGCAACGGCUUGAAGUACGACGCAAUCAACUAUCUCAACAAGUGACGUCGGGCUUUGAAUUGAAUUGCCCUUCAUUUAAUUUCCCAGUUGAGGAUGCACCUUCAGUGAAGGAGAAACUUCUUGUCGAUUACUACGAGACGCAUCUUCAGGAUCGAACUAAGCAGCUAACUCUUUAUGCUGGUCGUGUCGCGGAUGCUUAUGAUGAGGUGAGGGUAAUUUGCUUUACAUUCUGCUAA